Molecule: messenger RNA, 1368 nt
Organism: Anneissia japonica
Lineage: Eukaryota; Metazoa; Echinodermata; Crinoidea; Comatulida; Comatulidae
Product: autophagy-related protein 13-like
Exons: 11
Coding region: 1-1368 (455 amino acids)
Biological process (GO): mitophagy; autophagosome assembly; protein localization to phagophore assembly site
Cellular component (GO): extrinsic component of membrane; Atg1/ULK1 kinase complex; phagophore assembly site
Source: RefSeq, a predicted model, not a curated record
AUGGGUGCCCUAAUAAGAAAUCUGUGUAUACAAGUGAUUGUUCAGGCAAGGCUAGGUGAAAAGGUCAACACAAGGUCAGGGAGUACACCAUCUAGAUCUGACUGGUUCAACUUGUCAGUAGUUGAUAAAGCAGGAGUACAAGUCGAAGCAAGAAAACAGUUAAAUAAACAUCUUCCAGAGAUUGACAAGCCAUUAUGCAUAGAAAUAUCACUCAAGACAGCCGAGGGAGAUUCAAUGAUCCUUGAAACAUGGAAGAUAGUAAUGACAGAAAAGAGUGACCCUGGAGUUCGAAUCCACUACAAGGUUUACAAUAGAAUGUCGCUGCUGUUGAAGUCGUUGAUAUGCCUUACACGUACAACCCCUGCAUAUCGGGUGUCUCGUCAUCAGAGUCCAGAAGAUUACAAGAUAUUCUAUAGAAUAUAUUUUGGAGAAAAUAACACAUCUUUACUUGGUGAAGCCAGUGGGCUGAAGUUCUGCAAUAUGAUGCAUGUUCCCAGAUAUAAACUUGAAUGCCCUAUAAAUCCUGGGUAUUCAAACUUUUUAAGCUGGUGGACUGUUCCAGUCAGCAGCGGGCUGACAUGUGUACUUCCAAUCUUGAUAUCGUUACAACGGAGUAAUUCUAAUCCCAUGAAAGUAUCAGAUGAUCACUAUGGAAGUCCAAAAAGUACAACAGAAUGUCAACCUUGCACAUCCAAUAAAAACAGGUCUGGAGAAGGAACCAUGCAUACAGAUUCCUAUUCAGAUUACAUUACAGUCUUUUCUACCUCACCUCCGGACAAAGCUAUGUACGACAGGUAUGACAUAUCUCAAACGCCUGUAACUCAUCAAUUUGCAAUAGCUGGCCAAUCAGAAACCCAUGAGAAUGCGUUUGAAGGUCAAAGAAAUCAUAGUUUUAGUAGCUUGAGUGGAGAUCACAAGCUUGGAGCAUUCGCAAGCAUGAACCAAUCUCCUCAACUUAGUGAUAACCAAGUGGAUAUACCAUUUGUAUCCUUGUUAUCCGAUACCUGUCCCACAGGAUCACCCAAACAUAAAAGUGUUGUUGUCAAUACACAGAAGGAUAUGGUUGACGGUCCUUCAUCAACAUCUACUCUUCAAAAGUCUUCAGAAAGUCAACAUUCCGACGUUGAAGAUUUUGUGAUGGUAGAUUUGAAACUUGCUUUUGCUCAGUCCGAUCCUUGCAAUGAUUUUAGUAGUUUUUAUCGAGAUUUGCAAUAUGCUCCCAAUUUAGAAAUGUUCCACAAUUCCCCAAGCCUAUCUCAAACACUGGGGGAAGUUCCAGAUCAAUUAGCAAAAUAUGAAGCAAAUGCAAGUGACAUAGAUGAAUUUGUAGAAACGCUGUUACGAACAAAAGAGGAAAAUGAUCUUUAG